AGAGUAAAAUGUAGUUAUAUUUUCCAACAGGAGUAAAACUCCUGUUUUUGCAUUAUUUUGUAACAAAUUUCUGUAAGUUGACUGUACUCUGUUAAAACCAACCGUUUUGCCAUUUUGACAGGCAGAAGAAACACCACUUAUUCAUCGGUGAUCACAAUUACAAGGACAAGUACACUGCCCUAGAGUUUGCAGUGAUGGGCGGGAUUUAAUCCCCCUGUCUACCAAUUAGAAUUUAAGAAACAUGAUGCAGCUCUCUUGUUUGCUUCAGGUUAAAUUCAACCACAUUCCUUCGAGCAAUUCAGAAAGCAAUUGAGGUUGCAAAGAACACAGUCGACAUACAGAUGAGAGGAUCACCGCGAAGAAGAAGAAACAAAGCAGGUAAUAUUCGGGAAUAUAUUUGAAUUCUAAGAUGGUCGACCACGUUAAGAGAGCCAUCCUGCUGGUGAUGGUGACGAUGGUAGCUGUAGAUGCGCAGCUCCCAACACCAAGCGGUAUCAACUUCAUCGGUAUCGGGUACGACAUCAUUGACGGUAACCCUGAAGGCAGCUACGGAAUCGGAGGGGUAGACCCAGGCCUCUUGGUCACUCGACGGAUCUUCAAAAUGACCCACGACCUUUCGAAAACUUCAAGCGAUAACAUGUAUUCGGUACCCGAUGAGGUUAAGUUCAUCCAUCGCAGCAGCGCGGUUACAUCGUCAACUCAUACGACGUUUUAUGGGGAGUCAAGUUACGCCUCCAAGCUUUCCGCUCAAGUUGACGUCGCUGGAUCUUACGAGAACGCCUUCGCCAGUGUAGCAUUUUCUGCCAGUGCACGCUACGAGCAGAUUACCAAUCGCAUGUCUACUGAACAAUCAGUGUUCUAUGGCACCCAGACGAUUACUAAUAACGGUAAUGCCCGUUACCAAACCGAGCUUGCCUCACCUGACGCAUACGCACUCGAGAAUGGCUUUGUUGCAGAUGCUUGCAAUCUUCCAAGGUCAUAUGAUUAUAAUACAUACAUGUCAUUCCUCGAUUCGUGGGGAACGCACGUUGUAAUUGAAGUGGAUCUUGGAGUGAGGUCAGGAACCAACUACGAGGAGUCAAGAUCUACUUUUGUAGAAUACGCUUCGAAACAUGUUGGUGCAAGUCUGAGUGCUUCCGGGUCGUACAAAGGAUUCAGCGCCUCUCUGACUGUCGACAUGGAAACCUUCAACAGUGGAAUGCAGAGCGGGGACACCUUCGGAAGUACUUUCACAUCCUACACGGUUGGUAGUACGACCAUGAAUGAACCCAUCAAGCUUACAUUGCUGGGAAUGCACGAGGUAUUCGACGAUAAGUACUGGACCCUUCUGUCGACCUACAUCAGCACCGGGCAUUGCAACAGCGCUUUCCAUGCAACCAGUGUACGAGUAAACUUGGUGGAGGCUAUGAAGAAUUAUGCCGACUACAAGAGUGUGCUUGCAAGAACACCUGACGACGCAGUCAAGAUCCCUCUCGUUUGGCCUGAUGGAACCUACGGACUCCCGAAGCCAGUUACCGGGUGCCCGCUGGGAUGGCAUGACGGGUAUCGUUAUCAUGAUACAGAAGACGACGAUAGCAACAAUUAUUGGUCUAGCCCCCUACAUCUGUAUGGUUGGAGAAGAUCCAACAACAUGAGGAAUUAUUUCUGCAUGAAAACCACAAGCGCUGAUCCAUCUGGUUUAGGAUGGGCUUGGCCAGCGGGCAGCUACUGUAUUUACAAAAGAGGCUCUUGUCCUAGAGGAUUCACAGAGGGUAGCAUCUACUGGGAUGAUGAGGAUGAUGACAACGAAAACAGCGUUUCGGGGGUACGCCCGGAUGGGGACUAUAAUAGCAAUACAAGGAUCUACUUCUGUUGCCGAAGCGAUGGUUAUACCCACCAUCCCAUCUUUCUUCCAACUGAUAACAAUUUCAUGCUAUUCCCCCUCUAUUCAAGCUGCCAAUUGGUUAAUGGGAUGUCGGUCUCCAAUGAAUAUUUCCACUGGGAUAACGAGGAUGGUAAUAAUCAGGAUAGUCAGACGGGAAUGCAUCCAUAUGAAGGCGUGUAUGGAGGCAAUCACAACAUCAAGCUUCACUUCUGCUACUACUCCAAUUAGAUGCGGAUAAAAAAAGAUAAGGGCCCCGUCUUACCAAGAGUUACGAUUGAUCCGAUCAAUCUCAAGUAUCUGAAAAUCCAUCAAUAUCAUGAAUUUUUAGUUAGAACCUUUGCUCAAUGUCCUUUGAAAACAAAAAGAAGCAUACUGAAUUUUCAAGAAAACACCGAAUGCUUGAAUAUACAUCAUUUCUAGAAUAUUAUUUUGAACAAACAUGUACUUUAGAUGUUGACAAUACUGGCCUUCCAUAGUUGUGAUUAAUCGCAACUCUUUGUAAGACGGGCCCAUAGUGAAAGCAAACAAACUUAUUUGUUUCUUUAUUUUGCAUGUUUGAAAAGGGUAGUGUUUGUUUACAUUAGGUGGAACAUUAGAAACCGAAAAAAAAAAUAUUGGAGUUUGUAUGAAUUAGCGCGCAUUCUUAAUUGGAUGCCAAGAUAAGAUUUAUUGUUAAGAAAAACUAGGAAAUUCUAUCCUAACGAAUUAUGGGAAGUCGAUCCCAUGUGACGUCACAAAUCCAACUUUGCUGUUAUUUGAUGAUUUUUUUUAACCAAACCUUUCCGAAGGUAUACAGCUUUCAAAUUAUUCUGAGUUUAACCAACUUGAUGUCAGGGAAUACUACCUAUUACGUAAAACGAAUAGCAACAUAAAACUGGAGAAAUGCGGAAUAUGGGACUGCUAAUAUGAAAUACAAAAUAUGCAGUCAAUGUGUGCGUCGUGUAUGAACAGGCUGUGUCCAACUUUAGGGGGGGGGGGUGAUCUAGUAGUUAGAGCAUUGAAUUCAUAAUGAAUGAAUGAAUGAAUGAAUGAACUUUGAAUGAACUUUAUUGAUCCUCCUUGAAAAAGAAACAUAACAAGAUACAUGUACAGUUAUAUGCUAACGCAUAUGUCGAAAACGAUUAAAAGUAACAAAUAUCGAUAAUUAACGGAAAGUAAUAUAAAAACAAGGAAGACGAGGAGGAGACCUUUGGAAGCCAGGCUUGUUAUACGGUCCCUCAGUAUUGAAACAAAACGUUAUUUGUUUGUUUAAGGCGAAACUUGAUUCUAGCUCAACUGGUUGAUAAAUAAAAAAAAAAUAGGUUGUACUAAGGUUAUACAAGGAUAAAUAUGUGGUUAAAAACUAUUUAUAGAAGAAUAAUGGAUAUGUUGGGAAAAAAGUAGAUAUAAAAAAAUAGAUAGAUAGAUGGACAAAUAUAUAGAUAGAUCACAAGAUUGUAAGGUCAAACCCACUCUGCCACUGUCUCCACUUAAAAAAAGGCCCAGAGAGUAAUAUUUGACUUCUAUAGGGUCAGCCACUAUGACUGAUUAACCAAGACGUGAAAUGUUUCCUGGGUAAUUGGUUAUAUACCAGCUUGCCGUUUACCAGCAAAGGCAAUCCUGUAGAGUUAAUACGGAAGUUACCCUAAACAGAAUAAACAAAAUAACAGAUUUUAGUUGUAAUUUUAGACAGAGGGGCAACGUAUAUAGAUUUGCGAACCGUCCUCUCUGCGCGGAUACAGGGCGCUAUCGCGCCUCGCGAUUUCACCACGAACCGUCCUCUC
Lytechinus variegatus (green sea urchin) is the source of this 3627-nucleotide messenger RNA. RefSeq lists its product as uncharacterized. Gene Ontology annotation, molecular function: wide pore channel activity. The coding region runs from base 410 to 2092 and encodes 560 amino acids. The record is from RefSeq and is a predicted model, not a curated record. Gene Ontology annotation, cellular component: membrane. NCBI's taxonomy places the organism in Eukaryota, Metazoa, Echinodermata, Echinoidea, Temnopleuroida, Toxopneustidae. The transcript has 10 exons.